UUCUCCUCCCCUUCGCUGGAAGGAGCAGCGGCGAAGACGGCGCUGGGCGCGCGGGGUAGCAGGAGGCCCCGAGCGGGCGGGCGGGCGAGCGCCGAAGCCAGCCCCGCCGCGCCGGGAGCGAUGCUGCCGUGGCUGGCCGUCUUGUGCGUCUUCUCGGGAGUCGAGGCCGCCUUCGCGCAAGUCCUCCAGACCCGCUUCAUCGAGGAACCGGAGGACCAGACGGUGGUUGCCGGGCAGAAGGUGGUGCUGUCCUGCGUGGUGCUGAACUACUCUGGGAUCGUGCAGUGGACCAAAGAUGGGCUGGCUCUGGGAAUGGGACAAGGCCUCAGAGCCUGGCCACGCUACAGGAUCAUUGGGGUUACAGAUUCUGGCCAGUUCAAUCUGGAGAUCACCGACGCGGAGCUCUCCGACGAUGCCUUGUAUGAAUGCCAAGCCACAGAAGCUGCCCUGCGAUCACGGCGUGCCAAGCUGACAGUCCUCAUUCCCCCUGAAAACCCGAUGAUUGAUGGGGCCCCUGAGAUCUUACUCCGUGCUGGCACACCACACAACCUCACCUGCCGAGCGCAGAACGCCAAGCCUGCGGCCACAAUCGUCUGGUUCCGUGAUGGGUUGCCACAGUCUGAGGCCGCUACCGCCACGGAAGUCUUAAUGGAUGGAAAGAGAGAGAGCACCAUUAGCCAGCUCCUCAUCACACCCACUGACCUGGACAUUGGGCGAGUCUACGUGUGCCGUUGCAGCAACGAUGCCAUCCCUGCAGGCAAGGAGGCCUCCAUCAAGCUCAACGUUCACCACCCUCCAACGGUGACGCUGUCCAUUCAGCCACAGACGGUGCAGGAAGGAGAACGAGUCACCUUCACCUGCUUGGCCAAUGCCAAUCCGGAGAUCAAAGGCUACAGGUGGGCAAAGGGCGGAACAAUAAUUGAGGAUGCCAAGGAGAGCAAAUACGAGACGCAGGUGGAUUACACCUUCUUCACAGAGCCUGUCUCUUGUGAAGUGCGCAAUGACGUGGGCAGCACCAACGUCAGCACCCUGGUGGACGUCCAUUUUGCUCCUCGGAUUGUAGUGGAUCCAAAGCCCCUGACCACUGAUAUUGGCUCGGACGUCACCUUGACCUGCGUGUGGACCGGGAAUCCCCCACUGACUCUCACCUGGGCCAAGAAGGAAUCCAACAUGAUACUCGGCAACAGCAACCAGCUGCACCUCAAGUCUGUCAAGCAGUCAGAUGCGGGGCUGUAUGUCUGCAAGGCCAUCGUGCCACGGAUCGGGGUGGGUGAACGCGAAGUGGCCCUCUUUGUCAACGGUCCACCUAUCAUCUCCAGCGAUUCCACUCAGUAUGCUGUGCGGGGCGACCGAGGAAAAGUGGAAUGCUUCAUUGGGAGCACGCCCCUCCCUGACCGAAUCGCCUGGGGCUGGAAGGAGAACAUCUUGGAGAUGGGCACCUUGGAGCGCUACACGGUCGAGCGGAGCAACACGGGGGAUGGGGUGCUCUCCACCCUCACCAUCAACAACGUGAUGGAGGUGGAUUUCCAGACACGGUACAACUGCACCGCCUGGAAUGCUUUCGGUCCACAGACGGCCAUCAUUCAGUUGGAGGAGAAAGAGGUUCUGCCAGUGGGCAUCAUUGCUGGUGCCACCAUUGCAGCUGGUAUUUUGCUCAUCUUCUGCUUCAUCGCACUGGGAUGUUUCCUCUACCGACGUCGCAAAGGGAGCCGAAAAGACGUGACCCUGCGGAAGCUGGACAUCAAAGUGGAGACGGUGAACCGGGAGCCCCUGACGCUGCACACGGACCGCGAGGAGGACACGGCCAGUGUCUCCACCGCAACGCGGGUCAUGAAAGCCAUUUACUCGUCCUUCAAGGAUGACGUGGACCUGAAACAGGACUUACGUUGUGACACAGUGGACACACGGGAAGAAUAUGAGCUGAAGGAUCCCACCAAUGGCUACUACAAUGUUCGCGCUCACGAGGACAGGCCGUCUUCCCGCACGGUGCUCUACACGGACUAUCGCACCCCUGGCCCGGCUCGCUACGAUGGGCGGCCGUCUUCGCGUCUCUCCCAUUCCAGCGGCUACGCUCAGCUCAGCAGCUACAGUCGCGGCCCUGCCUCCGACUACAGCGGAGACCCAGUCCCAGGACCCACACCGGGCACAGCCACUGCUGACACGGCCAGCCAACUCUCCUAUGAAAACUAUGGGGGUCAUUCGGGCUUCCCCCCGAGUGCCGGCUAUGCCACUUACCGCCUGGGUUACAGUCAGCCUCCACCGCCCACCCUGGACCGGGCAGCCUAUGACACAUAUGACCCCUUGGGAAAGUACACCACGGCAACCCGCUUUUCGUACACCUCCUCGGACUACGGUCAGCGUUUCCAGCAGCGCAUGCAGACUCACGUCUGAAGUGGGCAUUGCAUCCUGGUGAGGUGCAGGUACCUCAUGACUGCCCCCUGAUAUUCAGGGGGCUCUUUCCCUCUCCCCCUUCCUGGACUCUUUCCGGGCUGGACUUGUGGACAAUGCAAAGUGUGGCACCUGCUGCCCGACUGAGGAUAAUGCGGUGGCCGCCAGUCCAGCUGCUCUUCUAUGGUUCCUUCCUUACUGCUUUAACAGUCUCUGGCGGUUCUUUUGUGAGAGUCCAGAUUCUCCAUAUGCCCCUUCUACAAGGCCUCCCCCUUUCCUCUUUGUAAAGGCAGAUAAGUGGGGAGGGCAAUAGAGUCCACACAGAGCAGUUCUGCCUCUGUUGAAACUCAUUCUUCACUUUGCCCGCGGAAGAGGCAUCCGUUGGCAGCCCCAGGCAAAAGCAAUGGGCAGCCUCCCCACUCAUGGCACUGGGGGCAUUGAGGCCCAAUUUGGUACAGGGAGGCCUAAUAGUUGGAGGUAGCCACCAAGCGGGGAGGGGGACAUCGGUCGAGCCCUGGUUUUAUGGACAAGACAGGGUCAGGCCAGCCUCAGGUACAACAGGUGCCUCCUUAAAGCCCCUCUUAAGAGGAGCGGUUUGCAGUUGGGGCAACGUUGGCUGGGAAUGAUCAAAGCUGAAGUCCGCAUCCCCCCGUGCACCCCCUUUGACUGAAGGCUGACUGAGUGAAAGUCCUGCCCAGCUUGGCCACAGCUGGGCAUGCUGCGAAUUGUGGUACGAAAUGGACUCCUUGAGGGGGGCGAUUCCUCCCCCCUCCCUCUUGUAGGAAGGUGUUCAUAAAACCUGCACCCUGUGUGGCUCCAGUUAUGAGAGGGCAAGAUGGGGCUGCUCUCAGGUGCCCCCACACAACGAGAGGGUCUCAUCCCCAAGUGAACCUGCUUCCAGCCAGGAGGGUCUCUGCAAGAUGUGGAGCUGUGAGUUCCCCCCCCUCCAAAGCCUUCUGCCACGGUAGCAGCCAUCCUGGAGGAAGCCUCUUCUGCACUCUCCUCCCACUCUCUUGCUUGAGCCACCUCCCCUGAGGCUGCCCAGACUCUCCCCUUGGCAGCCUGCCCCAGAGGAGAGUCCUGCUGGAGAGUCCUGCUUUGGGAGGUCAGUGCUGGACACAUCCUCCGUUCUCCCACAUGGCCACUUUCUGAGGGGCAAGACCUUACGGGUCUGUCCCAUCCCCAGCAGGAGGGCUUACGGCUUCUUUCUCUCUCUGGCCUGGACCCCGAGCUGUGGCAGAGGGUUGGUGAAAGCAUCCUGUGGGUCGUUGUGUGUCUGUGCAGGCCUCCCUCCCCUAUUGUUCUGCCCUCCUUGCUAGGGAGUGACGGCAAGCGCUUCAGUCUCCUGUGCCUUAAAACUCUUGCUCUGGUGCACCCACUAAGAAGACAGAGUAAGUGGGGGGGCAGCUUGGCUGACAGAAGGUACCCCAGGCUGCCAACUGGGGGAGACAGGAGAGACUUGGCUUCUAGGCUGCACCAGAUCCCUCCCACCAGCCCAUCUCCCUGGCCCUCCUUGGCACAGUUCAUAUCUCAGGUGUACAGUAGGACAUGCGAGACACAAAUGGGAAUCCACCUCCCCCCAGCAUUCUAAUGGUCCCCCCCCCCAGUCCCUCCCGUCCUUGCGUGCUGCAUAUUCUGGUACUCUUGGGGGCCACCCUGUGCACUUGCCUGGGAACAGCUACCUGAAGAAUUGCACCAAGACAGCGCCCUCUUCUGGCUGGUUCUGGGAAGUGUCUGUUUCUGCAGCUUGGUGGAUGUUGGUGCUAUUUGGGGUUCCACUUCACCUUCUCCCUGCCACCCCUAGUGUGCUGGGGCUGGAAAAUCCAGCAAAGGCCUCCAGUGGCUUUAAGGCCACUUUCCAAAGGGAGUUUUCAGUGCCCCCUUCUAAGACGGCAAGGGGCCCCCCUUUAGAGGCAUCUUCUUGGGGAACAAAAGUAGUGAGUUUUGGGGGUUCAGGGUGCAAAAUCUGCCAAAACGGCUGAGAUCAUGUUUGUGCUUCCAUCCUGGAGAGGGCCAGGGAGCCCCAGUCUCACGUUGCAAGUUUGCAGGGAAGUUGCUGAAUGCUGAGUUGGGCCCCUGACCCACCCAAUUCCCUCCUCUUUUCCACCAGAGCUGCCAGGAAUUGAACCUGCCCUCUAUUCACCAGGGAGCAGGGGAGCUGAGGAGGGACAGUGCCGAAAGUAACAGGGUAGUCCACCGAUUCUAAGCCCGUGGCUGCAUUUACACAAUCCGCCAGUCAGUUUGACAGGCCCAACGGCCCAAGUUCAUACAACUUGCUUGGCUGCAAGCAAACCAGCAUUAACAUUAGCCAAGCUUGCCACGUUGUAUGAAUGCAAUUUCCACCCCCCACUUCAUGAGUAUCCAGAAUUUGAGCAAUAACUAAUUCCAACUCCAAAACACGCUUUGUGAUCAGAGCGCACAGCCGCCUGUCUUUGCACGGACCCCUCCGGCUCUUGGGGUGCAGGUGAUGGCGUGGGGAGAGGGCGCCCCUGGGGUGUUUUUGAUUUCUCUCCCGAAGACAUCCAUUCGUGACUGUCCCAUUACUCCCUUCCCUCGCCUCACUUUUUAAAACAAAUUGGUUUCCUUUCUCAUUCUUAAAAAAUAUUAUGUACUAUAUUUUUAGUCGCAAACACAAUAUAUUAUAUAUAAAUAUAUAUUUAAUUUUUAUAUAUAUAAAGAUAAAUGUUUAAAAAAAA
Messenger RNA from Ahaetulla prasina, 5084 nucleotides. RefSeq names its product kirre like nephrin family adhesion molecule 1 (gene KIRREL1). Lineage: Eukaryota; Metazoa; Chordata; Lepidosauria; Squamata; Colubridae. The transcript is spliced from 15 exons. Gene Ontology annotation, molecular function: cell adhesion molecule binding. Gene Ontology annotation, biological process: cell-cell adhesion. Gene Ontology annotation, cellular component: cell-cell junction. The coding region runs from base 121 to 2391 and encodes 756 amino acids. The record is from RefSeq and is a predicted model, not a curated record.